CCGAAGUAGUUGAUCAAACCUAAUCGGUGUGAGAGCAAAGCAUUGGAAAAAGUAAAUAUUGGAACUAGGUUUAUGUACUCGGAUACAUUGACAGAGACAAGUCCCGUCGGUAGCGUGUCUGUUUAUUUAAGCGGUAGGCCGUGGAAAAGCUCAAGUCAACUUUUUAAUCAGCUCAUACAAACGCCAGAGCUUUUCCUCGGAAGUGGCUUGGCAGAACUGAACGACCACUUAUCAAACUUGAUGACAGGGGAACGAGGGAUCACUGCAAAAAGAAUCGAUCCCCUUCAUAUAGUUCUUUAUAGCACGGAUCAGAGUCCAAUCUCUGAGUUCCUUGGAAGGCCAGAAUCUACUCAAGGUGGAGAAAUCAAAUGUUGGGUUCCAGCCCAGCUCCUAAAUUUUUUUAAGUACACAUCCCGUUGAAGUGCGAAACGACGCAUCAGAAUGUGAAAACAUUCACCUCAGUCCGUUGCUGGCGACAAGUCCCACUCACGGACACCUGAUAACAUGAUAAGCUUCAAGCCACACCUCCAGUUCCAAUGGCUUUUUGUCAUGGUUUGUGCGCUCUCAUUCAAUGUUGAUGGAUGCAAGUUUUCUUGCCAAAAUGACGAUCAGUGCUUGAGCAUAUAUCGAGUUUGCGAUGGGCGCAAGGACUGCGAUAAUGGUCGUGACGAAGAAGAUUGUGAAAAAUACGAAUGUCUGUCGAACCAGGUCAAAUGCCAAGACGGCCUACAAUGCAUCCGAAGUUCCCUGAUGUGUGCCGGGUCACAACCCUAUUGUCAGGAUGGAAGUGACUCCAAUCGAACUCAUUGUACCCAAUUUGAGUGUCCACCCAAACAUAGGAAAUGUCUGAACGGCUGGCAAUGCGUGAGUGAUCGAAAAUUCUGUAACAAACAGGCCCGUGGAAGAGGCCAAUACCAAUGCCUUGACCGGAGCGAUGAGACGGUUUGGGGCUGCCAUCAGGUCAACAAAACUUGCGACAAACAAAACAAAUUGUGGCCUUGUCAAAGUGGGAACAGUUCAGCCCAUUGUAUUGCCAUGACCAAAGUGUGUGAUGGCCAAGAGGGCCUGGGAACCAACAACUGUGAAGGACCCGAGGACGAACUUGACGAAUUCUGCAGAACUUGGCCUUGUCCACAGAACUACUUGAAAUGUGGGGACAGCCGUCAGUGUAUUUUGGCCGGAAACAUUUGUGAUGGACAUCCUCAUUGUGCCGACGGAAGCGACGAAGUGACAAUUCAAAUCAGGCCAGACGUUUGGGAUUCAUGCCAAGAAAAAGGAUCUCUCUGUCUCAAGUAUCCCCAGGGACACAAUUGGAAAAUCAAAGGCGAACCGGGCGCCCGAUGCGAUCCUGAAACUUGCUUGGAGGUUACAAAAUUUUGCGAUGGAACUUGCGAUUGUAGAUCGAAUUGUUUCGACGAAGAUCCCCAGUUCUGUCAGGACUGGCAUUGUGCUGAAGGCUAUUUCAAGUGUCACUCGUCAGGUUUGUGCAUUCGCGAGGAUCAAUUGUGCGAUGGAAACUUUGACUGCGGAACAGAUUCAUCGGAUGAAUCUGAUUGUCCUUGUCUUCAGCACGAUAGCUCAGUAUACUUCAGAGACUUGCUGGUUCCAUUUUUGGCUCAAGAUUGCGGCAGUAUCAGUUUGGAUUGUCAUUGUCUUCGGAGCGCCACGAUCGAUGCCAAGGUUGAUUCUGGGAGCAAGUUGGUGUACCUUGGUAUUGCUCCGUGUGGCUUGGAGAAUUGUUCCCUUGCCACCGUUGAGCUUGAUUUCAAGGACCCUGCGAUCAAGUGUCAACCUCACAAGAGGCAUCUAAGUCUGGAAGAGACGUGGCAAACCACCGGAGGCUAUGAGGCUAAAGUGAGUCUUCCUUUGGCUUUAGAAGGGUACACUUACGUGGUCAAAACGGAAAACUCGACGGAACCCCGUUUAUCUUGCUUGACAACCCGAGCUCUGGCUUCCGAAAUGGAGGAGAGGAUAUUCUCACAAAUGUUGGAGCCCAAUCAAACGACAGCGGCAUCUUGCCAAUGCAAUUUCUCACGCAUUGGGCGAAUAGGAUUUUUCAACGAGUAUAAACUGCCUUCAUCUUUUCACGUGGAUACUCGCGAUUAUUUCUACAAUGUCGUUUACAAAACAGUCGGACAGAACGAGCUCCUUUACACCACGGAUCCGAACUGCAUUUUUCAUGGAUCUCACAUUCAUUGGAACCAAGUGUAUCCGACAAUUUUCUACGGGACUGGCCAUCAAACCGAGAAGGAUAACAAAAACUUCCCAUUGAACUUGUUCCUUUACCAUCCCAAUUGGUACUGUGAGGCUCCUCUAGAUAAGGUCAAACUGAAUUUGUUAACUCUGAUGAGUUUCGCUCGGUCGGGAAAAAUGAAGACGAAAGAAAACAAUCCUUGGCUGACUCUAUCAGAAACAGAUCAACUCUUUCUUGAGGCUGCAAUUUGCGAGCUAGACAGCCAAACGUUCGAGUACAACUACAAUGGCAGUGUCGUAACAUAUCUAAUCAUGGCCAAGAAGUCGCCCAAAAUGUCGACUAACUUCACGAUUGCCAACCAAAGGCUAGAUUUGUAUGCUCUGCACAAGUUGCCUGAUCUGAACAUAACCAAGGUGAUCAACAUCUUGGUGGAUUCAUGGGAUGGCUGGACUCUGCCCAAAGUGGCGAAUGCCAAACUUUUGCAUGAAUUAUUUGUUGAACAGCGACAUAACAACAGCCUUCAGAAUUUCGUGUUCUCGAGACUUUUGCUUCCUCGAAAAGUUCGAGAUUACGUCCAGACUAUCGGCUACACCAACUUAAACGAUGCCUUGAGGAAAAAUGACGUCAAAACGGAUCUGACUUUUUUCCGCGUUUGCGACCAAGAAUCGUGCGACUUGGAUCCAAUCCGCGAUCCAAGUCACAUUCAGAAGUCUCUAUCGGCACGGUGGUCCAGAAACUGCCUGAAUGUGGAUAUUGGCAUGGAUAGCUUUGCCAUUCAGGCCAGUAAAGUUGAUACCUAUUACAUAAUUAUUGACAUGAACGACACGAAGUUGACCAGCGAUCCUCAGCAAGUAACCGACCAAGUGGAUGUGCACAUAAAGCCUUUACUGGGGGAUGGGAGGGAUAGUCCCUUUUAUCCCCAGACUAAUCUCGUGGAGGUGGACGGUCAGAUCUUUUGCACUAAUGACAAGAUCACCAUUUUCCCGUCUUUCUACGUGUCCACAUUGGUGUCUGCACUUAUACACAACAAUUCCCAGUGCGUGAACGAGUUGUGCGAUUACCAGGAAUUAUAUUUUGAGGUGGACGAAUUCAGCUUUUUGGGACCAUUCAAUGCUAUCUGGGAAUCCCAUUGCUUCGAGGAAUUCGGUUUCGAGCUCAUUUCAGACAUUUUCGAGUCCAAAGACCAAGGCGUACUCACCAUCAACAAGUUCUGGGCCUUUGAGCAUUUCAAUUACAUGAUCUUCUCGAAGACUCGAGAAACCAAGCAUGUGGAGUCCACCUACCUUUCCGGGCACAUUUUUGCACUCGAGAUAGCACUCGGGACUCUCAUGUCUUCAAUUUGCUUGAUUGCCAUCUUCGGGAACCUGGCUGUCUUUUUGGCCAUCAUGAUUGACCCUACGGCGAAAAAGACCAUCUAUCAAUACCUUCAAAUGAGUUUGUGUCUAGCCGACGUGCUAAUGGGUUUGGCGGGUGCAGGUUCCAUUGUCUUCACUCAAUUUGGCCUUCUCUUUGGUAGAGUGACAAUAAACGAUUUUAUUGAAGCGGAUGCAUUCACCGCCAGCUUCAAAAGUCCAGAGCAAGCCCAGAGAUCCGGAUUGAAUCAGUUCUAUUUUAUUACAUCCAACGUCAGCCUCGUCCUUUGCGGAGCCCUUGUCAGUUUGUCGACCACGGUGUCACUUUUGCUCUUAUCAGCCAUGGCUUUUACCCGCUACCAAGUGGCCUCGUCAUCAUUCCGUCAACACCGAAUAUUUUCAUGGGCCACCAAGCAUCCGGGCAUCGCGUCUAGUCUACCCUGGUUCGUGGGACUAACAUUCACCUCCCUUCAUUUCUUUGAUAUAUUUAGCAUGCAACUGACGUUCCAAGCUUUUUUCGACCCCAUAUCGAAACUAACUAUCUUACUCCCGUCAUCAACGCGACCUUUGAACUUUUACAUUCAGACCAGCAUCGGUGGAAUGGUCAGUCUGGUCACCAUUUGGUACUCCAUAAAGGCAUGGAAAGAAAUCAAUAAGAAUGCCAAGGAGAUCCAAGAGCGAGGAAUGAUCAGUCAACAAGAUCAGAUGCAGCGACGACUGAAGGAGGAGCGGAGUUGGAUGCAUUUGACAGCCGCCAUCAUCAUUGGCUUCGUCAUCUCCGUGGUCCCAGUCUUCAUCUUCUACAUGCUAUCUAUUUUUUCCAUCGCAUGCCCACCCGUGGUCCAGUUGUUUGUAUGGUGGCUGCUCGUUUCAGGCUCAUUCCUGAAUCUCAUCAUCUACACCUUUUUGAACAAGAAGAUGAAACGCUCCCUGCUUUUAUCUUGGCGUCACGUCGUAUUGAGAGUACGUUCCAUUUACGUGAACGCCUCUGAUUCGAGCGACUCACAAAUGGGUCUACCCGAUUUCCGUCGGAUGUCCAGUGGCGUGACCCAAGUGACCAGAGCGACCGAGUUGGAAUCCAAGCUACGUUAG
Messenger RNA from Tigriopus californicus, 4638 nucleotides. RefSeq lists its product as uncharacterized. Lineage: Eukaryota; Metazoa; Arthropoda; Copepoda; Harpacticoida; Harpacticidae. The transcript has 4 exons. Bases 505 to 4638 code for a protein of 1377 amino acids. The record is from RefSeq and is a predicted model, not a curated record. Gene Ontology annotation, cellular component: plasma membrane. Gene Ontology annotation, molecular function: protein binding.